Messenger RNA from Coffea eugenioides, 3841 nucleotides. RefSeq names its product probable RNA-dependent RNA polymerase 1. Lineage: Eukaryota; Viridiplantae; Streptophyta; Magnoliopsida; Gentianales; Rubiaceae. Gene Ontology annotation, cellular component: nuclear RNA-directed RNA polymerase complex. Gene Ontology annotation, biological process: siRNA processing. The coding region runs from base 172 to 3525 and encodes 1117 amino acids. The record is from RefSeq and is a predicted model, not a curated record. The transcript is spliced from 5 exons. Gene Ontology annotation, molecular function: RNA-directed RNA polymerase activity.
CAUAUUUACACUUGACAGUCUAUAGUAUAUGGUGUAAAUAGAGAGCUUCAUCAAAUGCAACCAUCACUUACGUGCAAAUUUGUGUGAUAACUCCCGUUGGAUUUUGAUUAUAUAGCAAUUGCAUUUUGAUAUGAAAUUCUGUUCAUAGAAUUGGUGGCGAGAUUCAGCUGAAUGGGAAAGACAAUUCAGGUGUUUGGUUUUCCUUAUGUUGUGGCUGCAGAAAGAGUCAAAGAGUUUUUGGAAGGAAUUACAGGUCAUGGUACAGUGUAUGCUUUAGAGGUUAAGCAGUCCAAAGGGGGGCACAGAGCAUAUGCUAAAGUCCAAUUUGCAAGUAAUAGAAGUGCCGAAUACAUUAUCUCCUUGGCAAAACAACACCUUUAUUAUGGUUCUUCAUAUUUGAGGGCUUGGGAUUCAGACAUUGAUUUGGUUCCAAGGCCUAGAAGCUACGAGCAUAACAUGGAGCACAUAGUUUUGAAUUUUGGAUGUCAGGUGUCGGCGAAUAAGUUUUCAGUGCUAUGGAAUAAGGCAAAUGUUUCUGUCAGAUUUGGGAUUGGAAUGAAGAAAAUGUACUUCAUUCUGUGGUUUAGCUCUGUUGACUACAAGCUUGAAUUAUCUUGUGAAAACUUAUGGCAGAUCGUACUGCAUGAACCUCGUGGUCAAGCAGCAAAGUUUCUCCUCAUACAGUUAUUUGGUGCUCCUCGGGUUUUCAAAAAGCUUGAAGCAUCUACUUUUAGCUACUUUAAGGAAACUCCGGAUGACCAAUGGGUCAGGACAACAGAUUUCACUUCAUCCUGUAUUGGGCAAUCGUCUGGUAUAUGUUUGGAGCUUCCGCGUGGUAUUCAACUUCCUAAUUUCAGUGACUAUUUCGCUUGGUACAAAGAAAGUGACAGCCAGUUUAUGCUGGAAACUGCUUCCCCUUAUUCACACAAUUUGGUUUUAGCUCCUAUUCUGCGUCCUCCUCAAGGACCAUAUGUGCCGUACGGAAUCUUGUUCAAGGUCUGUUGUUUAGUGCAGACUGGAUGUCUUCCAGGGCCAUCACUAGAUGGUAAUUUUUUUAGGUUGGUUGAUCCACGAAGAAUAAAGACUAGAUACAUAGAACAUGCCUUGGAGAAUCUAUACAUGUUGAAAGAGUGCUGCUAUGAGCCUGUGCAGUGGCUCAAAGAGCAGUACGAUAAGUAUGACAAGCUUCGGCAACUCCCGAAAUCACCUACUCUUUCUUUAGAUAAUGGGUUGGUAUAUGUACGGAGGGUUCAAGUUACACCAUGCAAAGUAUAUUUCUGUGGUCCAGAGGUCAAUGUAUCUAAUCGUGUAUUGCGCAACUUUUCAGAGGACAUAGACAAUUUUCUUCGUGUUUCCUUUAUUGAUGAAGAGUGGAACAAAAUGUUUUCUACAGACUUGUCGCCUCGUAUUGCUGCAAAUGAGAAUGGAAGAACCGAAAUUUAUGAGAGAAUACUGUCAACAUUGAAAAAUGGCAUAGUAAUUGGGGAUAAGAAGUUUGAGUUUCUUGCUUUUUCUUCAAGUCAAUUAAGGGAUAAUUCAGUGUGGAUGUUUGCUUCAAGGCCCGGGCUUACUGCUGCUGAUAUAAGAACAUGGAUGGGCGAUUUUAGUAGGAUAAGAAAUGUGGCAAAAUAUGCUGCCAGGCUCGGUCAAUCUUUCAGUUCCUCCACAGAAACACUAAAUGUUGGUAGGCAUGAGAUUGAAAUGAUUCCUGAUAUAGAGGUAAGAGGUGCUUACCUUGGUGCAUUAAAGUUUGUCUUUUCUGAUGGCAUUGGGAAAAUCUCCUAUGAAUUUGCAAGGCAAGUUGCCAUGAAAUGUGGUCUUAGAAGUUUUAGUCCAUCUGCAUUUCAAAUUCGAUAUGGUGGCUUUAAAGGUGUUGUGGCUGUUGAUCCUACUUCAUCGAAGAAAUUGUCGCUGAGACAAAGUAUGAUGAAAUAUGACUGUGAUAAUACCAAGUUAGAUGUUUUAGCAUGGAGUAAAUAUCAACCUUGUUUCCUAAAUCGCCAAUUAAUCACUCUUUUGUCUACCUUGGGGGUCAAUGAUGUUGUCUUUGAAAAGAAGCAAAGAGAAGCAGUUGCCCAGUUGGAUACUAUUCUAACUGAUCCAUUGAGGGCACACGAGGCUUUAGAAUUGAUGGCUCCUGGAGAGAAUACGAAUGUUCUCAAGGAGAUGCUUAUAUGUGGGUAUAAGCCUGAUUCUGAACCAUUUCUUUCAAUGAUGCUGCAAACUUUCCGGGCGUCAAAGUUGCUGGACUUGCGAACUAAAACAAGGAUAUUUAUACCAAGUGGAAGAUCAAUGAUGGGAUGUCUGGAUGAAACCAGAACCUUGGAAUACGGCCAGGUCUUUGUUCAGUUCUCUGGUGCUGGGCGUAGGCAGUUUUAUGAUGAUUCUGUCCAAUCCUCUGCACACAGUCUCAUUCUUGAGGGAAAAGUGGUUGUUGCGAAAAAUCCAUGCUUGCAUCCUGGUGAUAUUCGUAUUCUUAAAGCUGUUAAUUUGCCAGCAUUACAUCAUAUGGUGGACUGUGUUGUCUUCCCCCAGAAAGGAAGAAGGCCUCAUCCAAAUGAAUGUUCUGGAAGUGAUUUGGAUGGAGAUAUUUACUUUGUUUGUUGGGACCCUGACCUGAUUCCACCUCAGCAAGACCCACCAAUGGAUUAUGCUCCAGCAUCUACUGUGCAGUUAGAUCAUGAAGUUACAAUUGAGGAAGUUGAGGAGUAUUUCACCAAUUAUAUCGUGAAUGACAGUUUAGGAAUCAUUGCAAAUGCCCAUACAGUCUUUGCUGAUCGGGAACCACUGAAGGCAAGGAGUGAACCAUGUCUGGAGCUUGCACAGCUGUUCUCAAUUGCAGUUGAUUUUCCAAAGACUGGCGUUCCCGCUGAGAUUCCAUCUCAUCUGCGUGUCAAAGAAUAUCCUGAUUACAUGGAAAAGUCCGACAAGCCUAUGUAUGAAUCACGGCAUGUGAUUGGAAAGCUUUUCAGAGAGGUGAAAGAGAUUGCACCACACACAAGCUCUAUCAGAUCAUUUACGAGGGAAGUGGCAAGAAAAGCAUAUGAUACUGACAUGGAAGUAGAUGGAUUUGAGGAUUAUGUUGAUGAAGCUUUUGAUUACAAAAGUGAAUAUGAUUAUAAAUUGGGUAUCUUGAUGGAUUAUUAUGGCAUAAAAAAUGAAGCAGAAAUAUUGAGUGGUGGUAUCAUGAAGAUGUCAAGAUCUUUUGACCGGAGAAAAGAUGCAGAAGCUGCUGGAAUGGCCGUGAGGUCUUUAAGGAAGGAAGCUAGGACCUGGUUCAACAGGAGUGGAGGUCAUUCCGAUGAUCCAUAUGCAAAAGCAUCAGCAUGGUAUCAUGUCACUUAUCAUCAUAGAUUCUGGGGUUGCUACAAUGAGGGACUGAACCGGGCUCACUUCAUUAGUUUCCCGUGGUGUGUUUAUGAUAAGCUGAUUCAGAUCAAAAAAGCCAAAAAAGCAAGCACAAGGAGUUCUCAGCAAAUCUCUUCACUGGAGCUGCAGUUUAGUCAUGGACUGAGAUUGCUUUAAUGAAUAGUUUGGCAUCAAGAAUUUGUGAAUUCGCUUUAAUUUUUUUCGUAACAAGAAGACUUAGCUGCUCUACUUCGGACUAUGCUUCGGCGUGGCUUUCAUUUGUAUCGACUAAGAUACUGAUUAAUAUCUAUUGCUGUAAAUCAAUCGGGUUGUUGAGCAUGUAUAUAUCUAUUGUAAUAUGACAAAUUUGUGUAUUUAGGGAAGUGUAACAAGUACAUCCGAGUCCUGAACUCAGAAACUUGCCUUCUUUUCAUUUUCUGCUCCUCUAACAGGAGUUAGAUGCCCUAUUCUGAAAUUCAUUUUAUUUUGGUAA